AUGUCCUAUUCAAAUUAUAAUUUCAAUUCCGCCGAAAACAGUGCUCAAGGGAGAGGUUCAAGGGGCCAAAAUCACAGUGUAGACGUUACAAACUCCAAUCUGGAACCCACCGCUCAGGAGUUCUAUCCCUCGACAAGCAAUGGGGCUGUUAGAAAAACCCCCCAGGCUAAUUCCAGGAGAAACAACCAACGUCACGGAAGUGGCCGGAUAUUCAGUGCUAGGAGCGAUCAUCCAAACAGAAUUUACGAUAGAAACAAUGAUGAACGCCAAAAGGCCUUGGAAGAUGCUAAGAAAUUCUUGCAGAGUACAAAUCAGACGCCGGACAAUAAACCCAAUGAAGAGGUGCCAGAGCAAAGCAAAAAUCAUCAACGAAAUGAUGGAUACAGCCGGAGAAAUAAUUAUUCCAGAAAUGAUAAUAAAUUUUACAAUAGGAGUUAUGAUAAUAAUUACUAUGAUAAUAAGGGUGGCUAUAAUAAGUAUGGUAGGAAUUACUAUGAUAAUAAAGGUGAUAAUAAUAGGGAUGAUAGGUAUAAUCCAAGGGGUUCAAAUAAAACCUACGAUAGGAGAUAUGAAAACAGAUAUCAGGGCAAAAAUAAUUUCAGGCAGAGUAAAAAUGGGCAUUAUAAUGAUAGGCAAAGCAGGGAACAUAUGGAAACAAAAUUAAAUAAAAAAUUGGAUGCGGCUUCGCAGAGGGAACGUUUGGAGCAAAUGAUAGACCGCAAAAUGCUGGAAUGCCUGGUGUGUUGCGAGUUGAUAAAAAACAGCGACAAAACGUGGUCGUGCGUGCAAUGCUACCACAUCCUGCAUCUGUCGUGCGUCAACGAGUGGGCCAAGUCGUCGAAGGUGGAGAACCACUGGAGGUGCCCGGCGUGCCAGAAUAAGUACGAGGCGCUGCCGAAGAGCUACAGGUGCUACUGCGGCAAAUCGGCGGAUCCCAGGCCGGAGCCGGGCAUCGUUCCGCACGGUUGCGGGGAUGUUUGCUUGAGGAAAGGCAGGACUUGCCAGCAUUCUUGCACCAUUUUGUGCCAUCCUGGGCCCUGCCCGGAUUGCAACGUCAUGGUGGCCAAACCAUGUGGAUGCGGUAAAACCGAGCCGCUGGUGAAAUGCAGCACCGACGUGGAAAUAAUCUGCGAGGCCGAGUGCGCCAAGCCGCUCGAGUGCGGCCUGCACCGCUGCGCCUCGAAGUGCCACUCGGGGCCGUGCGCCGCAUGCGGCCAGCACAUCCGCCAGGAGUGCCACUGCGGCAAGCUGGGCCGCAAGGUGGCGUGCACGGCGCUGCAAGGCGGCGCCACCGCCUUCGCGUGCGACGACGUCUGCCUGAAGCUGCUGCCGUGCGGGAAUCACCGGUGCCAGAGGAAGUGCCACGAGGGCGCGUGCGACGCGUGCGCCAGCGACUUGAGCGUCGCCUCUUGCCCUUGCGGCAGGACGGCACUGGAGCCGAGGAGCUCCUGUUUGGAUCCCAUACCGUGCUGCGAUAAGGUUUGCGGUAAAAAGUUGCAUUGCGGUCAGCCCAGCGCUCCGCACCAUUGCAAAUCAUUGUGCCACGAGGGCGAAUGCCCGCCCUGCGAGCUCACCACCAUGGUCAGAUGCCGCUGCGGCCACAUGGACAAGGAGAUGGCAUGCAGAAAGUUAACCACAAAAGCGGACGAUGCCAGAUGCGAAAAAAAAUGCACCAAAAAGCGGCAGUGCGGGAAGCACCGCUGCAACCAGCGCUGCUGCAUCGAGUACGAGCACGUGUGCCCGCUGCCGUGCAACCACCAGCUCAGCUGCGGGCAGCACCGGUGCGAGCGCACGUGCCACAGCGGGCGGUGCCUGCCCUGCCUCGAGACCUCGUUCGACGAGCUGCACUGCGAGUGCGGCGCCAGCGUGAUCUACCCGCCGGUGCCGUGCGGCACGAAGCCGCCCUUCUGCGAGAAGGCGUGCUCGCGCCGGAGCGCCUGCGGCCACCCGAUGACGCACCAGUGCCACGUGGGGCCGUGCCCGCCCUGCGCGGUGCUGGUCAAGAGGUGGUGCCACGGGAAGCACGAACAGAGAGCUACGAUUCCCUGCCAUCAGAACGAUUUCAGUUGCGGCUUGCCGUGCGGAAAGGCGUUGCCUUGCAAGCGGCACAAAUGCACCGUGCCGUGCCACCCGGGCGCGUGCCCGCUGCCUUGCAAGCGGCCCUGCACCGCCCCGCGCCCCUCGUGCGGCCACGCCUGCGGCAAGCCCUGUCACGAGCCGCCGUGUCCGGAAUCGGUUUGUCGUCAGUUGGUACCGGUGACUUGCCAGUGCGGGCUCCAGAAGACGCAACGUUCGUGCCUCGAUCUGGCGGACGAGUACAGGAAUUUGGAGAUCGCCAAGAUUAGGGACAAAAUGAGCGAUCUGGCCAAAGAUCAGCCCGUCGAUAUUUCGGAUAUCGUUUCUAAUGUUAGGAGACCAAGUAUUCUUAAAAUCCUCGAAUGCAACGAAGAAUGUCGCGUGCUGGAGCGCAACCGCAGACUGGCGAUCGGGCUGCAAAUCCGCAACCCGGACCUGAGCCAGAAGCUGACGCCGCGCUACUCGGACUUCAUGAAGCAGUGGGCGAAGAAGGACCCGCUCUUCUGCCAGCGCGUGCACGACAAACUGUCGGACCUGGUGCAGCUCGCGAAGCAGAGCAAGCAGAAGAGCAGGGCGCACUCGUUCGAGUGCAUGAACAGGGACAAGCGGCACCUGAUCCACGAGUACUGCGAGCACUUCGGCGUGGAGAGCUGCGCCUACGACACGGAGCCGAACCGCAACAUCGUGGCCACGGCGGUGAGGGACAAGUCGUGGCUGCCCAGCGUGAGCCUGCUGGAGUUCGUGCAGAGGGAGAACGGGCACAGGAGGGUGCCGGGGCCGAUGCUGAACAAGAGUCUGCUCGGGAAGUCGGAGUCGGUUUCGUUGAGGUUGCCGGGGAGGGCGCAGAGGGCGCCCAGUCCCCCCCCGGCAGGGGGUAUCGACUAUUUCGAUAACCCGAACGCGUUGUAG
Molecule: messenger RNA, 2985 nt
Organism: Brassicogethes aeneus
Lineage: Eukaryota; Metazoa; Arthropoda; Insecta; Coleoptera; Nitidulidae
Source: the annotation of a GenBank genome assembly